Molecule: messenger RNA, 891 nt
Organism: Laccaria bicolor S238N-H82
Lineage: Eukaryota; Fungi; Basidiomycota; Agaricomycetes; Agaricales; Hydnangiaceae
Exons: 1
Coding region: 1-891 (296 amino acids)
Source: RefSeq, a predicted model, not a curated record
AUGGGUGCUAACACUCACCAAAACGCGACCCAACCACAACCCAACAACGAUGCGACACAACAACGACGCGACCACGCGACACGACAACAAGAACGCGACAUGACCGGCAACGCGACACGACGGCGACGCAACGCGACAACGACAACGCGACGCAACAACGACAACGCAACGCAACGACGACCACGCCCACAACGAGGGACGGACAGCACGUCAGCGCCCCACCACGUCAACGGAGGGCCACGCGAACAGACGACCCACGCACCACCACAUCAACGGACCGCCACCACAUCAACAGACGACGCCCACGUCAACGGACAACGACGGCGACGUCAGCGGACGACGACGCCCACGUCAGCGGAAAACGACCACAUAAGCGGACGACGACGACGUCAGCAGACAACGCCCACGUCAAUGGCCGACGAAGACAACGUCAGCGGACGACGGCGAGCACGUCAACGAAGACACGACAGGAAUGACGUAAAGCACAGGCCGACGAACAGCGACGAGGCCCAGUACUCCCCACCACACUCUCCCCCCUCCAUCAGUCCCCACCACUCCAUCCACCCUCCCUCUCUUCCCUCCCUCCCUCCUUCCCUCCCUCCAUCCUUCUUCCCUCCCUCUGUCCCUCUUCCCUCCCUCCAUGCCCGCUCUCUCUCCAUUCCCCCCCCCUCUUUCACUCCCUCCCCUCCAUCACUCCCUCCCUCCUCCAUCACUCCCUCCCUCCUCCAUCACUCCCUCCCUCCUCCAUCACUCCCUCCCUCCUCCAUCACUCCCCACCACCUCUCCCCAUCACUCCCUCUCCCAUCACCCCUCUCUCCUUCACCCCUCUCCCCCUCCCCUCCAUCCCUCCCCCCUCCCUUUAACACUCUACGUAGUAAGAUAAUUUUGUAG